ACGGAAGGGCGAGGCGCUCGCAGGCGGUGGGGAGUCGAGUGGAGGCGACGUCCGCCCCUGGGCGCGGAGAGAGCAGCUACCUGUGGCAUGGGAGAAGAUCUUCUUGUUCAAGAGCCUAAAAGCAUUUAAAGUUUACAGAAUGAAAAGAUGGCACAAGCGAUGCUGGUACCACCAGGAUCUGGCAGCUUCUUCUGUUUCACCAAAGAAUCUCUUGCAGCUAUCGAAAAACGUAUUGCUGAUGAAAAAACUCAUGAUGACGAGCAUAAAGAUGAUGGUGGUCAUGAGGAAGAUCACCCAAAGCCAAGUCCUGACUUAGAGGCAGGAAAGACACUGCCAUUUAUUUAUGGUGAUAUUCCUCCGGGAAUGGUAUCUGUGCCCCUGGAGGACCUGGAUCCAUAUUAUAUCAAUAAAAAAACUUUUAUAGUAUUGAAUAAAGGGAAGACAAUCUUCAGGUUCAGUGCCACACCUGCCUUGUACCUUUUAUCUCCUUUCAAUAUUGUUAGAAGAAUAGCUAUUAAGAUUUUGGUUCAUUCAUUGUUCAGCAUGCUCAUUAUGCUCACUAUUUUGACAAACUGUGUUUUUAUGACAUGGAGUAACCUUCCAGAGUGGGCAAAGAAUGUAGAAUACACUUUCACUGGAAUUUAUACUUUUGAGUUUCUGGUAAAAAUCCUUGCAAGAGGCUUCUGUAUAAAUGAUUUUACUUGCCUUCGUGACCCCUGGAACUGGCUCGAUUUUGUUGUCAUUUCCUUUGCGUAUAUAACAGAAUUUGUAAACCUAGGCAAUGUUUCAGCUCUUCGAACUUUCAGAGUAUUGAGAGCUUUGAAAACUAUUUCUGUAAUUCCAGGCUUGAAGACUAUUGUUGGAGCCUUAAUUCAGUCUGUGAAGAAGCUCUCAGAUGUAAUGAUUUUGACUGUGUUUUGCCUGAGUGUAUUUGCACUAGUAGGGCUGCAGUUGUUCAUGGGCAAUUUGAAGAAUAAAUGCUUGUUCUGGCCAUCAGACAAUUCAACAUCUUUUGAAAAUUACCUAGCUCCAUACUUUAAUGGCACGGAGUUUGACUGGACAGCAUACAUUGAGAAUGAAAGUAAUUUCUAUCGCUUAAAAGGACAAAAGGAUUAUCUACUUUGUGGCAAUAGCUCAGAUGCAGGUAAAUGUCCAGAAAAGUUUAUCUGUGUGAAAGCUGGUAGAAACCCCAACUAUGGAUACACAAGUUUUGAUACAUUCAGUUGGGCAUUCUUGUCACUGUUUCGACUUAUGACACAGGACUACUGGGAAAAUCUUUAUCAGCUGACACUACGAGCUGUUGGCAAAGCAUACAUGAUAUUUUUCGUUCUGGUAAUUUUUCUGGGUUCUUUUUAUCUGAUUAACUUAAUUUUGGCUGUGGUUGCCAUGGCCUAUGAAGAACAAAAUCAAGCAACUCUGGUUGAAGCAGAACAGAGGGAGGCAGACUUGCAGCAGAUGCUUGAACAGCUGAAGCAGCAGCAAGAAGCAGCUCAGGCAAUAGCAGCUGCAGCAGAGAUGACUGAGUACAGCGGUGAAAGUGGGAUUGGUGGACCCUCAGAUAGUUCUUCAGAAGCAUCCAGGAUUAGCUCAAAAAGUGCCAAAGAGAGAAGAAAUAGAAGGAAGAAAAGAAGGCAGAAGGAGUUCUCUGGAGAUGAGGAUGACAUGAAGGAUGAAAAGGUUCCAAAAUCUGAAUCAGAUGGCAGUAUCAGAAAGAAAGGUUUCCGUUUUUCUUUGGAUGGGAACAGACUUGCUUAUGGGAAGCCGUUCACAUCACCGCACCAGUCUUUACUGAGUGUUCGUGGUUCCCUAUUUUCUCCCAGACGUAGUAGCAGAACAAGUCUCUUCAGUUUUAGAGAAUACGGAAGAGAUAUAGGAUCUGAAAAUGACUUUGCUGAUGAUGAGCACAGCACAUUUGAGGAUACUGGGAGCAGAAGAGGUUCUCUCUUUUUGCCACGCAGGCAUGGUGAACGGCGCAGUAGUAACAUUAGUCAGGCCAGUAGACCCUCAAGAAGGCUGGCAGUGUUUCCAGUGAAUGGGAAGAUGCACAGCACUGUGGAUUGCAAUGGAGUGGUUUCCUUAGUGGAUGGACCACCAAGUCUGUUGUUGCCUACUGGACAGCUUCUGCCAGAGGUGAUAAUAGAUAAACCGACAACUGAUGACAAUAGCACUACUACAGAAACAGAAAUAAAAAAGAGGUCUACAAGUUCCUAUCAGAUACCAGUGGAGUUGCUGGAGGACCCUGAUUUAAGGGAAAGAGCCAUGAGUAUAGCUGGCAUUAUCACAAAUACAAUGGAAGAACUUGAAGAAUCCAGACAAAAAUGUCCACCUUGCUGGUAUAAGUUUGCCCACACUUUCUUAAUUUGGAAUUGUUGGGAGCCCUGGUUAAAAGUGAAGAAUAUAGUUGAAUUUAUUGUAAUGGAUCCACUUGUUGACCUAGUUAUAACUGUUUGCAUAAUUUUAAACACGCUGUUUAUGGCCAUGGAACAUUACCCAAUGACUAACAAUUUCUGUAUUGUGCUUAAAAUAGGAAAUCAGGUUUUUACUGGAAUUUUUGCAGCAGAAAUGGUUCUCAAGAUAAUUGCCAUGCAUCCUUUUUAUUAUUUCCAAGUUGGCUGGAAUAUUUUUGAUAGUUUUAUAGUUGCCCUUAGUUUGGUGGAGCUUUUUCUGUCAAAUGUGGAUGGAUUAUCCGUUCUGCGAUCAUUCAGAUUGUUGCGAGUUUUCAAAUUGGCAAAAUCUUGGCCAACUCUAAAUAUGCUGAUUAAGAUUAUUGGCAACUCAGUGGGGGCUCUGGGGAACCUGACCCUGGUGCUGGCCAUCAUUGUGUUCAUUUUCGCUGUGGUUGGGAUGCAGCUGUUUGGGAAAAGCUACAAGGAGUAUGUCUGCAAUAUCUCUGACAGCUGUGAACUUCCACGCUGGCACAUGCAUGAUUUUUUCCACUCUUUCUUGAUUGUAUUCCGAGUGCUGUGUGGAGAAUGGAUAGAAACAAUGUGGGACUGCAUGCAGGUUGCAGGCCAACCCAUGUGCCUUACGGUCUUCAUGAUGGUCAUGGUGAUCGGAAACCUAGUGGUAUUGAACCUUUUUCUGGCCUUGCUGCUGAGUUCAUUUAGUUCGGACAGCCUUUCUCCUACAGAGGAUGAUAAUGAAAUGAACAACUUACAGAUUGCUGUUGCAAGAAUUCAGAAGGGAAUAGAUUAUGUGAAGAAAAAAGCAGGUGAAUGUGUCCGAAAAGCAUGUUGGGGGAAACAAGCUGCUGUAAAUCAAAGAACAGCAACAGAUCAAUUGCAUGAGAGACCUGAGAAAGACCGUUGCAUUUCCAACUGUACCAUUGCUGAAAUAAGGAUAGAUACGAAUUAUCACAAAAAUGAGAAUGGAAUGGCCACUGUUAUAGGUGACAGUGAUUAUACAUCAUUCAUAAACAACCCAAGCCUUACAGUUACAGUACCAAUAGCUGCUGGAGAAUCUGAUUUUGAACAUCUAAAUACAGAAGAGUUUAGCAGUGACUCGGAUUUGGAGGAAAGCAAGGAGAAGCUAAAUUUUUCCAGCUCAUCUGAAGGAAGUACAGUUAAUUUAGCUCUCUUUGGAGAAGAAAAAGCUGAAACUGAACCAGAAAAAGCAUCAGAGGUACAGGCAUGCUUUACAGAAGGCUGUAUACGGAAAUUUAAAUGCUGCAAAGGCAGUAUGGAAAGCACAACAGGGAGAAUCUGGUGGAACCUUCGAAAAACCUGCUACAAGAUAGUAGAACAUAACUGGUUUGAAACAUUCAUUGUCUUCAUGAUUCUUCUCAGCAGUGGUGCUCUGGCUUUUGAAGAUAUAUAUAUUGAACAGCACAAGACUGUAAAAACCAUGCUGGAAUAUGCUGAUAAAAUCUUCACUUACAUCUUUAUUCUUGAAAUGGUGCUAAAAUGGGUGGCCUAUGGUUUUCAAACCUAUUUCACUAAUGCUUGGUGCUGGUUGGACUUCCUGAUUGUUGAUGUCUCCUUGGUUAGCUUAGUGGCUCAUGCUCUGGGUUUGUCAGAUCUCAGCGCUAUUAAAUCCCUCCGAACAUUGAGAGCUUUGAGACCUCUAAGAGCUUUGUCGCGCUUUGAAGGCAUGAGGGUGGUUGUGAAUGCUCUUACUGGAGCAAUCCCAUCCAUUAUGAAUGUACUUUUGGUUUGUCUUACAUUCUGGCUAAUUUUCAGCAUCAUGGGAGUAAAUUUGUUUGCUGGAAAGUUCUAUCACUGUGUAAACACCACAACUGGUGUGAUGUUCCCUCCAGAGCAAGUCAGUAAUAAAAGUGUGUGUGAAGAUCUUAUGCUCACCCAUGAGGAUGUUCGGUGGAAAAAUGUGAAAGUAAACUUUGAUAAUGUUGGAGCUGGUUAUCUUUCUCUGCUUCAAGUAGCAACGUUUAAAGGAUGGAUGGAUAUCAUGUAUGCUGCGGUUGAUUCUAGAGAAAUAGAAAAGCAGCCCAAGUAUGAGGAUAACCUGUAUAUGUAUAUUUACUUUGUUGCCUUUAUCAUCUUUGGAUCGUUUUUCACCCUAAACCUAUUCAUUGGCGUCAUCAUAGAUAACUUCAACCAACAGAAAAAGAAGCUUGGAGGUCAAGACAUUUUCAUGACAGAAGAACAAAAGAAAUACUACAAUGCAAUGAAGAAGCUGGGAUCCAAGAAACCACAGAAGCCUAUACCUAGACCAGCGAACAAAUUGCAAGGUCUGGUGUUUGAUAUUGUAACAAAGCAAGCAUUUGACAUCAGCAUUAUGGUUCUCAUCUGUCUUAACAUGGUCACCAUGAUGAUAGAAACAGAUGACCAGGGUGAACUGAUGCAAAAUAUUUUAUACUGGAUUAACUUGGUCUUUGUUGUCCUCUUCACUGGAGAAUGUGUCUUCAAACUGUUCUCGCUCCGUUAUUAUUACUUCACCAUUGGCUGGAAUAUUUUUGAUUUUGUUGUUGUUAUUCUUUCAAUAGUGGGUAUGUUUCUAGCUAAGGUGAUUGAAGAGUACUUUGUGUCCCCCACUUUGUUCAGAGUCGUCCGACUUGCCAGAAUUGGCCGAAUCCUGCGUCUCAUUAAAGGCGCUAAGGGAAUCCGCACUCUCCUUUUUGCUUUGAUGAUGUCUCUUCCUGCUUUGUUCAACAUUGGUCUGCUGCUGUUCCUGGUCAUGUUUAUCUACGCAAUAUUUGGCAUGUCCAACUUUGCCUAUGUUAAGAGGGAAGCUGGUAUAGAUGAUAUGUUCAACUUUGAGACGUUUGGCAACAGCAUGAUCUGCCUGUUUCAAAUUACCACAUCUGCAGGCUGGGAUGGUUUGCUAGCCCCAAUUCUCAACAGUGGGGAGCCAGAUUGUGACCCUAACAAAGCUCAUCCAGGGAGCUCCGUUAAAGGUGACUGCGGCAACCCUUCUGUAGGGAUUUUCUUCUUUGUCAGCUACAUUAUCAUAUCAUUUCUGGUAGUGGUGAACAUGUACAUUGCUGUGAUUUUGGAGAACUUUGGUGUUGCUACUGAAGAAAGCGCUGAACCCUUGAGCGAGGAUGACUUUGAGAUGUUCUAUGAAGUCUGGGAAAAGUACGAUCCAGAUGCAACGCAAUUCAUAGAAUAUGAGAAAUUAUCUGAUUUUGCAGCUUCUCUGGAUCCUCCUCUUAAUAUACCAAAACCAAACACAAUUCAACUUAUUGCAAUGGAUCUGCCUAUGGUAAGUGGUGACAGAAUUCACUGCCUUGACAUCUUGUUUGCUUUCACAAAGCGUGUUUUGGGGGAAAGUGAUGAGAUGGAUGCCCUCAGAAUACAGAUGGAAGAUCGGUUUAUGGCAGCCAAUCCUUCUAAAGUCUCUUAUGAACCAAUUACAACUACAUUAAAGCGAAAACAGGAGGAAGUAUCCGCUACUAUCAUUCAGCGUGCUUACAGACGUUAUUUAUUAAGACAUUCAGUAAAAAAACUUUUGUUUAUGUAUCGGAAAGAUGGGGGUGAUCUGCUUAUCAAAGAAGGUAGGAUUAUUGGUAAACUGAGUGAAAACUCACCUCCAGAGAAAAUGGAUAUGUCUGCAUCUUCCACAUCUCCGCCUUCUUAUGAUAGUGUAACAAAACCAGAAAAAGAAAAAUAUGAAGAUGACAAUUUGGAAAAAGAAGAUAAGAGGAAAGACAGAAAAGGAAAUAAAAAGUGAAAGAGAGGUUGUGCAUGAUGAAUGUUCACAAGCCUGAUAAAAUUACAUUUUUAUCAAUAGACCUCUUAUUGAAGGAUUAUGCCAAAAUUACAAGUUUUUACGUAUUUACUCACUGCUACAGUCAGUGCCUGUACAAAGACAAUGAUUCUUGACUCACAUACUCUUGGUCUGUAACAGGGAAACAACUUUGCAGAAGAAAAGCUUUCAUUAUCAUCUGGCGCUAAUGGAGAGGAAACAAAGUUUCUACUUUGACUGUGGGAACCCUUAAUGGAGUGCAUACCAGUCCUAAUAAAUCUGUAUUUUUGUGGAAUAAGUACAUCCACUGUGUACAUUUUGUCUCCUGUGUAUGUUCUGUGUGUGCCAGUUUUUUUCAUGAUCUCAUUUGCUUUAAUUCAUGUACUACUAUUUGUCAUUCUGCUGUGAUGAGAAAAAAACCCUAAAUACUCUUGUAGAGAAACACUGUCAAGAAUGUGUAAUUAUGACAUCAAAAUGUGAACAUAGUUCUCCUCAAGCCACUUCUAAAAGCAGAAAACCAAGAUUCCAGAUUAUAGAACCUCAGGAUCUAGAUCAAGUAACAGCAGAUAUGAAAAAGCACUGAGUAUAGAUAGAGAAUAUAUCAUAAAACAGAACAAUUUCACAGAAAAGAGGUUGGUAGAUUAGUCUCUUGUUCUAAGAUACUUAUGUUUGAUACUUCUUAGUAAUUCUUAAUUUAUUAUACAGUCCAUUUCAGAUGCAUUGAUAUAGAGAAAGGAUGCCACACACACAACUGCUGUUUUGAAAGAUGUGAAACUAUGAUGAAAACAUAGUUAAUUUCAGCAUCCAUGAUAUCUCAUAAUUUCUGAGAUUUUUUAAACAUUUUCACAGAAAAGCUAUGAAUGCCAAGUUGUGCCUACAGGGAAUUACUGAAAUAAAGAAAGUGGCAGUCUUUUUUUUUUUUUUCUUUU
Molecule: messenger RNA, 7073 nt
Organism: Pezoporus occidentalis (night parrot)
Lineage: Eukaryota; Metazoa; Chordata; Aves; Psittaciformes; Psittacidae
Product: sodium channel protein type 2 subunit alpha-like
Exons: 27
Coding region: 148-6129 (1993 amino acids)
Biological process (GO): sodium ion transmembrane transport; membrane depolarization during action potential; neuronal action potential
Cellular component (GO): plasma membrane; voltage-gated sodium channel complex; axon
Molecular function (GO): protein binding; voltage-gated sodium channel activity
Source: RefSeq, a predicted model, not a curated record